CAACCCUUUACUUUCGACCCGUUCACGCAGCUUUUACUUAAAAUGUGUGCAAUGGAGAAAUCUGCCCGAAUGGCUGUGGUAUUUCUGGCCAUCUCCAUGCUCAUUGCCUGCCAUCGAACAGAGGCAUGGUACAAGCAGUCAACUGGUCCAAGCUAUUACUCUGUUGGUAGAGCCUCCGGUUUGCUAUCCGGGAUCCGCAGAUCACCAUACAUCCGCAGGUCCGAACAGGAGUCACCUCUCGAGACCAUCGAAUCCACUGGUAAUAAUGUUACUCCAGAGUUGGUCUACCGACAGACUCCGGUCCUGAAAAAUAUGGCUGUCUGUGUCAAAGACAUCAGUCCGUCUUUACAGAGUUGUGAGCUUAUUCAAGACGGUUCUAAUAUGUUAAGAUGCAAAGCUGAUGUGUCCGUGUCCCUCAACACGCUGGACUGCCUGGACUUGUGAACGUCUGCUUGCCUCAAAAACCCCGAUAUUCUUUCAACGUUUAGAGUAAUUUUAUGGAAACAACAUACGGACUGAUGGCCCUGAAUGUUUUCGCAUUUCACACAAUGUUAAGGUGUUAUAAACUUAAAAUCAAGAGAAAUAAUAAAUGCUGUGAUCAAGAUACGGGAGAUACAACAGGUCUAUUUUGUGAUACAUUCUAAAUGUUGCCACACUUAACAUUGACAUAGCCUAGUCAUGUAAUUAGCCUACUAUAAUGUCCUAGUAUUCCUCAAAAAUGAUUUCUUUAUUUUAUUAAAGUGGGACGAUCUUA
Alosa alosa (allis shad) is the source of this 754-nucleotide messenger RNA. It is a transcript of the gene npb, whose product is annotated as neuropeptide B. The transcript is spliced from 2 exons. Gene Ontology annotation, biological process: G protein-coupled receptor signaling pathway; feeding behavior. Gene Ontology annotation, molecular function: G protein-coupled receptor binding. Bases 43 to 444 code for a protein of 133 amino acids. The record is from RefSeq and is a predicted model, not a curated record. NCBI's taxonomy places the organism in Eukaryota, Metazoa, Chordata, Actinopteri, Clupeiformes, Clupeidae.